AUGCGUACAAAAAAAUGGGAAAUCAUUGAACUUCCUGCGAUUGAUAUGCUAGAAUUCUUUUCAGAAGAGGAAUUAUCUGGCAUGUCGCUCCCGGCGGGAUUUUGCAUCCGAUUUUUUCGUCAUGACAUGCAUUUUUUGUACACGGUAGCUUCGAAUUAUGUUAAGCUGACUCGCGGUGUGUUAGACUACCUCCAAGAUUACAAUCAAUUGGGUCCUAACAAAAGCCGAAAUAAGCUUUUUAUUUGUAUUCAAUAUGACCGAAACAGGGAAUGUCUUAAUGGACCUCUUUGUCGUGAGGUUCAUUGCACCAUCCCACUUGAAACGGUGGAGGAUGCCGCCUUGUACAACGUUCCAAGCAAUGCAACGGGUGCCCCAAGUAUCGUCAAGGUUCUCCCAGGGUGGGAAAUACGUGAAAAAAAGCUCAACAGGGCACUUACCACACAGACAGGUGACAGUGCCAGUGGGGCCCCAGGGCCUGGGACGGCCUUGGAUGAACCAGAAACUACCCCCUUGGAUACCUUGGCCGCUUCAGGUAGUCUAGUGGAUGUUAAUGGAUCCACUGAUAGCGUUAUUUACCUACCUUCGAGCACCAUACUACGACACUCCUUACAUUCUCGUUGGACCUCAAAGAAGAUGUAUAGGACCUUCGACAGUGGUGUGCUUUUUAAGGUAGCGUUACCGAACACUCCAACUCCUGUUGAUACAUACGACAGUGGCGAGCUGUUUAUUACCAAAGGGGCGUUGGAAUACUACGAGCAAUGUGUUCGCAAGGAGACAACAACAGUUACUAUGCAGCACUGCGCUCAUUACUCUAAAAACGGUAUCUGUUGCUUUGGUGAGGAUUGUCAGUUUGUGCAUGUGCUGCAUUACAACCCACGAGAGCGAGUCGAAAACGGCGACAGCUUGAAUUCGGAUGUAGACCAGGGCUCGACAGCCUCUAGUGAGAGGAAAACGUCAAGAGGGAAAAAGUUUACUAACUCGAAGGUAGCACCUUUAACUGUGAAUCAAAUCAACAAGUGCUUUCAAAAUGUGGAUACAUUGUCGUCUUCACAUCCGUCCAGCUCUACUCAGAGCACUUCCAGUCUUUCAAGGGGAUCAAGGGCGGCCCCACAGGCGGCGUCUCAGCCAGUCAACAAUCUUGUCUUCGUACCGCCGUCAAUGAUGUGGGUCCCGCUUGAGACAACCUCAAACUCCUUGUUUUCAAACCAGCAGGGACCUUUAAUAGUACCUCCUCCGAUGUUGUCUACCCCAACACCACCACUUUCGAACAACAUGUACAUGAUGACGUCGGGCCCUAACGGGGAAGCAUAUAUUGUACAACAGAACCCACCGGUGGUCCCGGGACCUCCGCAACAUAUGGGAACAGGUGGGAAUCUACCCCAGGGUUCACAGCAGCAGCAGCAAAUGUACAUGGUCCCUAUGCGGUAUUCAUAG
Molecule: messenger RNA, 1434 nt
Organism: Phytomonas sp. EM1
Lineage: Eukaryota; Euglenozoa; Kinetoplastea; Trypanosomatida; Trypanosomatidae
Source: the annotation of a GenBank genome assembly